Danio rerio (zebrafish) is the source of this 1835-nucleotide messenger RNA. RefSeq names its product TBC1 domain family, member 19 (gene tbc1d19). The record is from RefSeq and is marked provisional. NCBI's taxonomy places the organism in Eukaryota, Metazoa, Chordata, Actinopteri, Cypriniformes, Danionidae.
GAUGAUAACACACAGUCACAUUGACAUCACAUAAAAAGCUUGCGACAAUGAUGGACGAUAGCACAGAGCUUUCCGUCUCUAUAACGCAGAUUGUUCAGAGGCUCAAAGGCACGCAUUUACACUCUCAGCUGGAGAAACAGGCUAAAGAAUGUCUGCACAAACCCGAAAUUAAACUUGAAACACUGAAAGACGAUGUCAGAAGAGUGUUAAAGGCAUCAGGUUGGGAGAGGAAAUUGCAGAAUGCAGUUUACAGGGAAUUGCAUGUAUUGCCUCCCCCUGGACACCCCAGAGCCCCUCCUGAACACACCAAAGAGCCCCUGGCAUACAUGCUCAAAGCCCAGGCAAGCUGGGAAAAGAGGAUCCUGAAGAGUCUGAACAGUAUGUGCACUGAAUUGGGAAUCCCACUAGCAAGGAAGCGUCCUGUCAUGGAACAAAAGGAGCUGACAAACAAAUGGAAUGAGAUGGGAACUGAUGAACCAGACCUAAGCAAUUUCAGGCCUGUCUACGCACCAAAAGACUUCCUUGAGGUUUUAAUUGGUUUAAGGAACCCGAAUACCGAGCGCAGUGAUGAUCUGACAGUCAAAAGCCACUGGGGAUUAAUCCAGGUUUCACUUAAUGUCCAUGACAUUCCUCAAAUGAGGGAAACUUAUGCAGAACUGGGUCUUUCUUAUGGACAGCUUGGUAUAGACGAUCACACUCAUGUUCCUCCAGAUUUGUUUGAGAGUGAGCACAUUCACAUCGGAAAAAAAGUGGUGAGCGAGCAGGACAGUGCAGCGGCGCAGCAGUACAGCAGGCAGGGCUGCCCUACAGGCCUCAGGGCCCAACUCUGGAGCCUUAUCCUGAAUACCACUAAUGAUCCUGAGGACAUAACACAUUAUGAACAGCUCAAAGCCAGAGUUAUACACCAUAACCUGCUGGUGGACAACCUAAUAUAUAAGGACGUAAAACUUACCGCAAGUAAUGACGAUUACUACUUUGUGUUUGAGGAUUACUUAUAUCAGGUCUUACUUUGUUUUUCUCGAGACACUGCAGUGCUGGAGCAUUUCAACUACAACAGUGCAUCGCCACCGAAAUCUUGCAUCCAAAGCAAGUCUGGCUCCGAGCAGUGUGCUGUGGUUUACCCGCCAAAUGGUGUCAUCCCAUUCCAUGGCUUCUCAAUGUAUGUGGCUCCUCUGUGUUUUUUAUAUAACGAGCCAUCUAAGCUGUACAGUGUGUUUAGGGAGAUGUAUAUUCGCUACUUCUUCAGACUACACUCCAUCUCCUCACAUCCAUCUGGUAUAGUGUCUCUAUGCUUGCAGUUUGAGAGGUUACUACAGGCUCAUCUUCCUCAGCUUUUCUACCAUCUACGAGAGAUCGGAGCCCAGCCGUUACGUAUUGCUUUCAAAUGGAUAGUCAGAGCCUUCUCAGGAUACCUGUCCACUGACCAGCUCCUGUUGUUAUGGGAUCGUAUCUUAGGAUACAAUUCCUUGGAGAUUGUAGCCGUCCUGGCCACUGCUGUCUUUGCCUUCAGAGCCGAAAACCUAAUGGAAGUGACAUCACUGGCAUCAGCUGAGGCUGUUCUUGCUGACCUCUCAACCUUGAAGGUGAUGCCAUUGCUGCAGAUCUUUCUCUUCGCCACUUCCAUCUGAACUAUGAGUAUUUGCUGCUGGGGGCUCAAAUUCAAAAUCUUAUUUGAUACUGCCUCUCACAAUUCAGUAAAUUUGCAAAUAGAUCAGUUGUAAAUGCAUUCAUUUACAGUGGAGUGAAUUAAAAGGCAUUUGGUUGUUUUGCUCAUAGUUUGAACUACAGGCAACUAGAUAUGGGAGAGAAUAAUAAAUGAUCUAUAUGCUGUGUAA